This is a messenger RNA of Colletotrichum higginsianum IMI 349063, 2880 nucleotides long. Its product is annotated as Fungal specific transcription factor. Gene Ontology annotation, molecular function: zinc ion binding; DNA-binding transcription factor activity, RNA polymerase II-specific; DNA binding. Gene Ontology annotation, biological process: DNA-templated transcription; regulation of DNA-templated transcription. Bases 1 to 2880 code for a protein of 959 amino acids. The transcript is spliced from 2 exons. Lineage: Eukaryota; Fungi; Ascomycota; Sordariomycetes; Glomerellales; Glomerellaceae. The record is from RefSeq and is a predicted model, not a curated record.
AUGGAUGACCAAGAUCUGCUACUACCCUCCACAUCUGUCGGCUCACUUACUCGGUCUCCCGACAACAACAACAAUAACAACACCGCUUCCUCCUCUGCGCCACAAGCCGGCAACAAGAAGAAGUCGUCUCGGAGGGGCGGUGACACCGCAUCACAGAAGCGACGUUGUGUUUCCACUGCCUGCAUCGCCUGCCGCCGGAGAAAAUCAAAAUGCGACGGCGCGGUGCCCAGCUGCGCGGCUUGCGCCAGCGUCUACGGCACCGAGUGCGUCUAUGACCCCAACUCGGAUCACCGCCGGAAGGGCGUCUACCGCGAAAAGAUUGACAGCAUGAAGGCCCGAAACUCGACCCUGCAGAUCCUCAUCGAGGCCAUUCUCAACGCAAACGAGGACGAGGUCCCCGACAUCGUCAAGAGGAUCCGCACCUGCGACAGCCUCGACACCGUCGCCGAGCAGAUCCUCAAACACGAGACCAUGCUCCAGGAGGCCGAGGACAACGACAACGGCGACGACGGAUACACGACCGAGAUGCCCAUCGAGGGCGAGAGGGAGCUCGCCCGCAAGAUGGGCGAGCUGCGCCUCGAGAACGGCUCCGUUCGCUUCAUCGGCGGCACCUCUCAUCUCAUCUACCUAGGCGACUCGGGCGACGCCAACCUCAAUGAGCCAGAGUCGGAAGCGAAUCUUGCCAAUGAGGACCCUAUUGCCAGCUGGACCCGUGUCACUCAGGACAAGGAGCUCAUUGCCCACCUCAUGAACAUGUACUUCAACUGGCACUACACCUACUUCACAACACUGUCAAAAACGUUGUUCUAUCGGGAUUUCUUCAGGGGGAAACUUGGCUCGCAGCACAAGGGCACCAUUUACUGCUCGCCGCUGCUCGUCAACGCCAUGCUGGCUCUCGGCUGCCACUUCACGAGCGUGCCGGGCGCCUACGGCACCCCCGGCGACAGCCGGACCAAGGGCGAUCACUUCUUCGCCGAGGCGAAGCGCCUCAUUGUCGAAAAUGACGAGUACGAGCGGCCCCGCCUUACCACCGUCCAAGCCCUCGCCCUCAUGUCCGUCCGCGAGGCUGGUUGCGGCCGCGAGGCCAAGGGUUGGGUUUAUUCGGGCAUGGCCUUCCGCAUGGCCCAGGAUAUCGGUCUCAACUUCGACGACGGCGGCAUGUCCCCUGACAAGGAGAACCUGGGCGAGCACGCCGUUGACGCCCGACGCAUGACCUUCUGGGGCUGUUUCCUCUUCGACAAGGCCUGGUCCAACUACAUGGGAAGGUUACCACAGAUACCCAAGAACUCGUACAACGUGCCAAAGUACGACGUCUUCCCCGGCGAGGACGCCGAGCUGUGGGCGCCCUACACGGACACGGGUUUCGACCAGACCUCGAAGCAGCCGUCGAGGACGCGCGCCGUGGGGCUGCAGCUGUCCAAACUGUGCGAGAUCAGCAGCGAUCUGCUACUGUUCUUCUACCAUCCUAACCACAUCGGCCGUUCGAGCGGCAAGUCCAUCGAGCUGAAGAAGCUCAGUGAGCUGCAUCGAAGGUUGGAAGACUGGCGAAAGGAGCUGCCAAAGGAGCUGGAACCUAAGGAGGGCCAGUUACCCAAUGUCAUUCUCGUACACAUGUUCUUCCAUCUGCAAUACAUUCACCUCUUCCGCCCCUUCCUAAAAUACACCCCAGCCGCCUCGCCGCUACCUUCGCACGUCUCGCCACGACGCAUCUGUACCGCCAACGCGGGCGCUAUCUCCAAGUUGAUGCGCCUCUAUAAGAAGACGUGGAACCUGCGGCAGAUCUGCAACAUCGCCGUCUACAUGAUUCACAGCGCCUGCACGAUCCACAUGCUCAAUUUGCCCGAGAAGACGGCCAAGCGCGACAUCAUCCAUGGCGUGAAGCACCUCGAGGAAAUCGCCGAAGACUGGCUCUGCGCGCGCCGCACGCUGAGCAUCAUCAGCGUUCUCGCGCGCAAAUGGAACGUCGAGCUCCCCGAAGAGGCCUCGGCCGUGCUGCAGCGGACGGACGACAAGUACGGCACCUUCAGCACGUCCGACGUGCCUUCGCCGCACUCCAACGUGACGACGUCACCCUCGCCACCGCAGCAGCAGCCUGUUUCGCCGACGACUGCCGGAGGGAAGCACGGGGAGCAGUACAGUCCGCUGAACCAGUAUUCUCAGCCACACGCGGGCGACGCCGACGUGACGCCGAGCCAGACGGACCUGCUCAUGGCAAGCGCAUCGCUGGCGCAGAUCAGCGGCGCGAGGCCGCCGUCGCGGCAGCUCCUCGGUGGCGGCGGCGCGGCGUCCGGCAGUCUGGGCGACAUGGGGCAGGGCUCACUCAGCGGAUGGCCGCAGGCGGGACUAACACAAUCAAUACCGACGUAUCAGCAACAACAGCGACAGCAACAGCAACAGCAACAUCAUCAACAACAGCAGCAGCGGCGGCAGCAGCGGCAGCAGCAGCAGCAGCAGCAGCAACAACAAGGAUACAACGCGAUGAACAACCCUCCACAAAACAACCUCGCAUCGUCGGGCAACAGUCGCCCUGGUCCACCAAACGGACGGCAGGUCUCGCCAGGACAGGUCUUCCAGGGCCUCGACCAGGACUGGUUUCUUAACGACGGCGCAAAGUGGCAUCAGAACUUUGAAGCGUGGAAUAUGGCGGCGGCUGCGGCCGCUGGCGGACCCGGGGCGGGGAUGCCAACGGGUACCGGGGACCAGAUUUUCAUGUUUUCCAACGGUAACAGCGGCACCGGCAACGGCGGCACGGGAGGCGGCGCCGGCGCCGGCGGAGGUAUGCCGCAACCGCAGAGGCAGUCAUCCGAGGAUAACCACAGCCCCAACUUUGACGGGCUGAGCUCGCUGAACACCAACGGUUGGCUGCCAGGCUUAGACUAG